CAACAUUGUUGAAUUGUUCCAUGAAAUUUCACUGGCAAGAAGCAACCACUAUCUAAGGGCAAGGAAGAAAAUAGCAAACAAAAUAGAAGAGUCAUUGACCCAAGUCUUCUUUUAAAAGUUAAAUAAGCAGAAAACACAUGACUUGUUGAGAAUCAUGUCUUUAAAAACCACAGAAGUUAUCUCAACAAUGUGCUUCUCAAGAAAAUUGUUCCACCACUCCUCUCUACUCUCAUCUCAAUUUCUUCUUCAUCUGUUUUUCUCUCUUUGAUAACAUCUCAAAUCUUGAACUUGUCUUCGACUUUUCAAUAUGCCUUAUAACGGUUCUUCCUCCAAAAAGUCAUGUGCUUGUCACAGCAUAGUGAGUCUAGGCGUCACAGCUCUGAUCCUCUGGCUAAGUCUACGUACCACGAAGCCUAAAUGUUCCAUCGGAGAUGUUUAUGUGCGAGGCCUUGACAAAUCGGUAAACUCCAACAACAAUGCAACGAUGCGGGACAACAAUCUGUCGUUUCAGCUCAAUCUGAAGAACGAAAUGAAGGACAAGGGGGUCCGCUACUUCGAUAUUAACCUCAAAUUCUACUAUGGUACAAACACUAGUUACCCUAUUGGUAAUCAUACAUUUGAUGGAUUUAAACAAGGCAAAGAUAAAGAAGCUUUUAAAAGUGGCAUGAUUGAGACUCAUAAUAUGCCAUGGGAUGAUGCAAUUAAGGCUGUUUCAAACGGAUCUAAGGCAAUUUUUAGAGUUGAUGUGAGUAGUAGAAUUAAGUACAAAAUUACAUUUUGGUAUACUAAGAAACAUCAUUAUUUUGUGGAGAAUAAGGUUGAAGUUGAUGAUACUGGUAAAUCUAGUGCACAACAACUUCAUUGUUGUUUUGGGGUUUUUGGACUUACAUUAUUUGUUUUAUCAUUUUUACUUUAAUAUAUUAGUUUUGGGGUUCAUGAAGGAGAAGAA
Molecule: messenger RNA, 949 nt
Organism: Lycium barbarum (goji berry)
Lineage: Eukaryota; Viridiplantae; Streptophyta; Magnoliopsida; Solanales; Solanaceae
Product: protein NDR1-like
Exons: 1
Coding region: 308-916 (202 amino acids)
Biological process (GO): defense response to other organism
Source: RefSeq, a predicted model, not a curated record